Nothobranchius furzeri (turquoise killifish) is the source of this 1418-nucleotide messenger RNA. Lineage: Eukaryota; Metazoa; Chordata; Actinopteri; Cyprinodontiformes; Nothobranchiidae. The record is from RefSeq and is a predicted model, not a curated record.
AUGGGAUCUCAGAUUGAUGACAGCUCCAUGGUGAGAAACUGGCUUCUGUCUCACAUACUGACGCCUCAGACUCUCCACACAGACGAUGAAUCCGGGCCAACAGCUUGUGUCAUCAUUGCUUUAAGAGUUAGCACCUAUUCAUUCCAAGUUCGGAGAGCCGUAAAGAGCACAAGCCUGCAGUUUGGUUUGUUCAAACUCAAAAUUCUGUCGUCAUUUCACAUCAUCUGGGGAGUGUCCUGGACCAUCCUUUUGGGUGUCUGUUCAACCCGAUCCGACCAGAACCCGUACGUGUUCCCUCCUACCCCAUCCUUUAUCCCCCUCCCCACUCAUUUGGAAGUUCAUAAAAGUGACCCUCCGAUUAACCACAGUGCACUUUCACCACAACUCUUCCCUUUGAUGCCAAACAACACCAGGAGCACCGAGAGAACCAUGCCGGUUCCCAAGAAAGCAGGAAGAAAAGGAAGCAGUGCUGCAGAAGAAAAGGUACCACCUUAUGAGCCAAAUAUUCCUGAACCAACAACCAGGGCUGACUUUAUGAAACACUGGCUCCCUGUUUCUCUGGAUGAUAAAACCGCACAGAAGCUUCUGUGGAUUUCUGAGGGUGGCUCUAAGGUGGCUCGUACAGCUGAUGCAGUCUGUCCGUAUCCCAACAGGCCUGAGAGAUUUGACCACUCACCACAGGUACUUUGUAAGGAAGGGCUGCAGGGCUAUCGAGGGUACUGGGAGGUGGACUAUGACGGUUGGGUGGUGAUCGGAGUGGUCUCUGAGAGUGCUCCCCGGAAGAGCCAGGAGGGGCCCUGCGGCCUUGGUGAGAACAGCAGCUCUUGGGGCGUUGGCUGGUCAGGUUCCUGCUACCAAGCCUGGCACAAUGGUGACAACAUUGACAUCCAGCUCCCCCAGUCCAUCACCAUAGGUGUUUAUGUCGACCAGCCGGCCGGCAUCAUUAAGUUCCUCUCAGUGGGGGGAGAGGCUGAGGAGGUCCAACUAAUCCACAAGUUCAAGGCCAAGUUGACAGAGAAGGCUUUCCCAGGGUUCUGGAUUGGCACAAAUUCUUCCUGCCUUCUCCGAAAACAGGGGCAGUGAGUGACUGGUCAGUGAAAUUAGUGUUUGUGGUUGGCAAACAUAUUUUUAGAAAAAUGCCAGGGGAUUAAAAUCAAAUAUUGUGAUGCUUGGGGAACAAGAGUAGAAGCUUGGAAAGGAGUAGAUUGUUUGUGCUGUAUGGGAAUGCAUGAAAACAGCUUACAGAGUUCAGAUCACAUCCAAACAUGCAUAAAUGCUUCAUUUCAUAUUGUUUCUGUGCUUUUCUUAUCUGUAGAAUGGUAAAACUGUGUGUUUUCAUUACACUUACCUUGACAGUUGUGUCUGUAUUUUUUUAUUUGCUGAAUGUAGCCAAUAAACUCUACUUCUGUGUAAUUAUA